Talaromyces marneffei is the source of this 744-nucleotide messenger RNA. RefSeq lists its product as uncharacterized. The record is from RefSeq and is a predicted model, not a curated record. The transcript has 3 exons. NCBI's taxonomy places the organism in Eukaryota, Fungi, Ascomycota, Eurotiomycetes, Eurotiales, Trichocomaceae. Bases 1 to 744 code for a protein of 247 amino acids.
AUGGCCUCAACAAAAUCCGAAAAUGUACCAUCGCCAGCGCAGGGCGUUGGUCCAUUCUAUAGAUCAGAGGGCGAAAAGCCUACCGCAACGGUCUCCAAGGAAGUCUCUUUCGAGAAUGUCCACGUGCUUCCACAGACUCCGCAGCUGAUCGCUCUUUUAACUAUGAUAAGAGACCAAAAUACCCCGCGCGCCGACUUCAUUUUCUACUCGAAUCGUAUCAUUCGUCUUUUGGUCGAAGAAGGACUCAACCAUCUUCCCGUCGUGGAACACACCGUAACCACACCAGUCGGACGGUCAUACCUGGGUGUCAAAUUCGAAGGAAAGAUAUGUGGUGUUUCUAUCAUGAGAGCCGGCGAGGCUAUGGAGCAGGGAUUGCGGGAUUGCUGUCGAUCCGUCCGUAUCGGCAAGAUUCUGAUCCAGAGAGAUGAAGAGACCUGCCAGCCGAAAUUGUUCUACGAUAAGCUCCCUGCAGAUAUUGCGCAGAGAUGGGUUCUCUUGCUCGACCCGAUGUUCGCUACAGGUGGUUCGGCCACUCUGGCCGUCGAGGUGCUCAAAUCAAGAGGAGUGCCGGAAGAGCGUAUCCUCUUUAUCAAUUUGAUUGCCAGCCCAAUGGGUGUGGCAGAUUUUGCUGAACGUUUCCCCAAAUUGAGAGUGGUGACAGCUUUCAUUGACCAGGGACUGGACGAGAAGAAAUAUAUCACUCCCGGACUCGGUGACUUUGGCGACCGAUAUUAUACCCUCUAG